Messenger RNA from Solea solea (common sole), 1907 nucleotides. It is a transcript of the gene nmnat1, whose product is annotated as nicotinamide nucleotide adenylyltransferase 1. Lineage: Eukaryota; Metazoa; Chordata; Actinopteri; Pleuronectiformes; Soleidae. The coding region runs from base 21 to 1520 and encodes 499 amino acids. The transcript is spliced from 10 exons. The record is from RefSeq and is a predicted model, not a curated record. Gene Ontology annotation, molecular function: lipid binding; nicotinamide-nucleotide adenylyltransferase activity; nicotinate-nucleotide adenylyltransferase activity. Gene Ontology annotation, biological process: NAD+ biosynthetic process.
CUCGCGUUAACUGGUUACAGAUGAAGCUAAGGUUUAAACGCGUUGUCCGUCUUUGUAAACCGUUCACUCCCCUGCGCCAACGUUUAUUGAGGAAAUCAGCAUUUUUACCUCGCGCAGACACAGGAGCUGCUGCUCCAGAAUGUGGUAUGGAGGCUCCCAAUAUAACCAAGGUGGUCCUGCUGGCCUGCGGCUCCUUCAACCCCAUCACCAACAUGCACCUGAGGAUGUUUGAACUGGCUCGAGAUCAUCUGGAAGACACUGGUCAGUACAGGGUGUUGAAAGGCAUCAUCUCUCCAGUGGGUGAUAGCUAUCAAAAGAAGGGUUUGGUUGAGGCCUCCCAUCGUCUGGAGAUGGCCAAACUGGCCACAGAGAACUCGGACUGGAUCACUGUAGAUUCCUGGGAGAUGGAGCAGCCUGAGUGGGUGGAGACAGCGAAAGUUGUCAGGCAUCACUAUGAGGAACUGCUUGCCCUGGAGCAGAAGAGCGAUGACACAGAUACAGUUAAAUACGCCAAAAAGAGACGCAUAGAGGAGAAUUGUUUUCAAUCUUCAUCUCAUCAGAAAAUGAGAGACGGCCCACAGCUGAUGAUGCUGUGUGGAGCUGAUGUUCUAGAGACCUUUGGGGUACCCAAUCUGUGGAAGCAGGAGGAUGUUGUUGAGAUUGUUGGCUACCACGGUUUGGUUUGCAUCACCCGCAGUGGCAAUGACCCCCACAAGUUCAUCCACCAGUCAGACGUGCUGUGGAAGUAUCGCAAAAACAUCCACAUUGUCCAUGAGUAUGUGACCAACGACAUCUCUGCCACCCACGUGCGCCGGGCGCUUCGCCGAGGCCGGAGUGUCAGGUACCUGCUGCCAGACGCCGUGGUUCACUACAUUCAAGAGAGCGACAUUUACAGUGCAGAGAGCGAGCAGAAAAAUGCUGAUGUGGUUCUAGCUCCUUUUCAGAGAUACACAGGAGCUUCCUCAAGUGCCUACUUUACACAUGCCUCCAGGACCCUCACAAAACAGCAUUGUCUGUGCAUCAAAACUCCUUACUCCACGAGUGUGAGCACCAGAUUUUAUUCACACACGGACACGCACAUCUUAGGGGUGGAAAAAGGAGUCAUCAAAAUGCCCACUAGUCUCUGUGGCACAUGGGACAUGGUCAGCAAUGUCAACUUUGAGAGCUACAUGACUGCACUGGGCAUCAGCCUGUGUGUACGAAAGAUCGCUCUGAAGCUGAAGCUGAGGAAGGUAAUUGAGCAGCAGGGGGACCAGUACAUCCUCAAAACUCUCAGCCACUUCCGUAACUACACCGUCUCAUUCAGAGUGGGCGAGGAUUUUGAGGAGUUCACCCAGGGACUGGACAACAGACAUGUCAAGUCACUGGUGUCAUGGGAGGGCAAUAAACUGGUGUGUGAACAAACUGGAGUGAAGAACAACCGUGGAUGGGCUCACUGGGUUGAAGACAACAAACUACAUCUGGAGUUGUACUGUGAAGGGGAAAUCUGCCAGCAGGUUUUUAAGAAGAAUGGAACCUAGUGAAGAAGACGGGAUUUUCCUUUUUUGAUAAAUGACAUUGUGUGUUAUAUCCAUUGUUUCAAAACCUUGACAAAUAAAUAUUUUCUCAGUCAUGUAAGGAGAAAAUACUGUGUGUCAUGUCAGGGUUGGAUUGACACCAGUAGAUGGCGUCCCUGCAUUACUUUUGUCAGAUGUUGGCUGUGGCUGGUCCAUUGUACUCAGUGAGCACUGAGCAUUUGUAUUUCUCUUCAGUUGGUUGACAAUGAUCCAUGCUUUUCAGGUGCUGACUUUUUGUUGUGGAUAUCUCUCUGAUACAACCUUGCUUUACAGAGACUUGAGUAAUGGUUGAGCUUUUUGUGGUCUAAGAAUGUGUUUUCAAAUAUUGUGUAAUAAAGUGGUCUUUGGAAA